This is a messenger RNA of Conger conger (European conger), 5070 nucleotides long. It is a transcript of the gene eps8a, whose product is annotated as EGFR pathway substrate 8a, signaling adaptor. The record is from RefSeq and is a predicted model, not a curated record. NCBI's taxonomy places the organism in Eukaryota, Metazoa, Chordata, Actinopteri, Anguilliformes, Congridae. The coding region runs from base 306 to 2789 and encodes 827 amino acids. Gene Ontology annotation, cellular component: ruffle membrane; vesicle; plasma membrane. The transcript is spliced from 21 exons. Gene Ontology annotation, biological process: positive regulation of ruffle assembly; regulation of Rho protein signal transduction; Rho protein signal transduction. Gene Ontology annotation, molecular function: actin binding.
CUCUGCGUACUGGGGAGGCGGCUCGUAGGGCAGGACGAACGCAAGGAAGGAGUCGACGUUACGGAGGAAUCUCGCACGGCGAUAGUCCAGUUUGUCAGUGACCAGUUUUUAUGCCUUCCAAGAUAGUUUGUAUUUUUUUUGCUGUGCGUUAGCUCUUUGUGGAUUUGGAUUUGUGUGGUCAACUUUGUUACCGUUCAACUCAAUGAAAAAUACAGUUGUUAGCAUGCGUUAGCUAGCACUUGGUGGACAGGGAAAGUGCAUCUGUCUUUGCAGCAGCAGGUGGACUCUCCUCUGCGAGCCUGAAAAUGAACGGAUACGCUCCUCCCACCUACCCCUCGGGGGGUUUCGGGGCGUACCCCUCCCAGCUAAAUGGACACAGUUCCCAGCCCGAUCUUCCAGACAACAAGCCACAAUCCAGUGCUAAAGCUUUGUACGAGCAAAGGAAGAACUACGCGAAGAACAGCAUCAACAGCAUGACCGACACGUCACAGUACCGCGUAGAGCACCUGACCACGUUCGUGAUGGACCGCAAGGAGGCGGUGAUCACCAUCGAGGACGGCGUCCGCAAACUGCGCCUGCUGGAUGCCAAGGGCAAGGUGUGGACCCAGGACAUGCUGCUGCAGGUGGACGAGCGGGCCGUCAGCCUCGUCGAUGCCGAGACCAAGAACGAGCUGGAGAACUUCCCCCUCAGCACCAUCCAGCACUGCCAGGCGGUGAUGAACGCCUGCAGCUACGACUCCAUCUUGGCUCUGGUGUGUAAGGAGUCGGGCCAGGGCAAGGCCGACCUGCACCUCUUCCAGUGCGACGAGGUCAAGGCGAACCUGAUCCACACGGAUAUAGACAGUGCCAUCAGCGACCACAAAGGUGGCAAGGUGAAGAAACGUCCGGAAGCACUGAGGACGAUCCUGAAGAGUGACAGCGUCAUCCCACCGCCCCCCUCGGCCCCGGCCCCCGCCCCCCCGGCAACCCUCGCCCCAAUAGACGUGAAGAGCAGGGUGGCGGCCUGGUCCGCCUGGGCAGCCAAUGAGCAGAUGGACUACGACAGUCUCGGGCCUUAUUCGGCGCAGGGCGAGCCCCCGGAGAUGACCGUGGCCAGGGUGGACCGUGACGUGCAAAUCCUGAACCACAUCCUGGAUGAUAUCGAAUAUUUUGUCACCAAGCUUCAAAAAGCAGCCGAGGCGUUUAACGAGCUUUCGAAGAGGAAGAAGUCGAAGAAGAGCAAAAAGAAGGGUCCAGGAGAGGGCGUGCUGACACUACGAUCCAAGCCACCUUCUCAGGAGGAGUUUGUCGAUUGUUUCCAGAAGUUCAAACACGCGUUCAACUUACUGGGGAAGCUCCGAGCGCACAUUCAGAACCCGAGCGCUGUCGACCUGGUCCACUUCCUGUUCACGCCGCUUAACAUGGUGGUGCAGACGUCCGGGGGGGUGGAUCUGGCCAAGAGCGUCAUCAGCCCCCUGCUCACGCGGGAGGCCAUCGACUUCCUGCACUCCUCCGGCACGGCCGACGAGAGGCACCUGUGGGUGUCGCUAGGCGACGGCUGGACCAAGUGCAGGCUGGAGUGGCCGAAGGAGCAGCACUUCCCUCCGUACUCUCCCCGUUUCCGGGGCGGCUGGGAGCCCCCGGUCCUGGCCUACAUGGGCCCGCCGCGGGAGACAGAGCUCACACAGCUGGCCCAGUCCCUGGCCCACGCGGAGGUGCUGCGGCAGGAGGAGGCGCACCACAGGCUGUCCAUGGAGCAACCCGGCGUGCAGGCCUUCCCCCCGGCGGACGGGUACGCGUUCGGUAACACCGCGUACAAGCGAAAACAGCUCCUGGACCAGGACACGGCCGUGGCGGCCUUUAAACAGGCGGUCAGCCGCCAUGUAGAUAGGAACUACGAGGCCCACGGCCGGACCCAACCAAAGACCUACGCCAAAUCCAAGUACGACUUCGUGGCUCGCAACAACACAGAGCUGUCGGUGGUGAAGGACGAGAUUGUGGAGGUUCUGGACGACAGGAAGCAGUGGUGGAAGGUGAAGAACGCCAGCGGGGAGGCCGGGUACGUGCCAAACAACAUCCUGGAGAUCACGCGAUCCCUGAACAUGAGCUCCGGCCAGGCAGAGCCCGUCUACAGCCACACCAUCCAGAAGCAGCGCUCGGACUACGUGCCCAAACCGGCGGCCAUGCCCCCCGCCCCCAUUCCCCCGCCCGCCCCCGCCCCUGCGGCCGCGCCCACCCGGCUCCCCACCCCGCCCCUGCCCCCGGCCGCCACGCCCCCCGCCGCGUCCCCCGCCAGCGUCAGCCGCCAGAACAGCAGCACCUCCAGCGAGGCGGGCAGCGUGACCAUGAGGGACCAGAGGGAGCGAGCCGCGCCCGCCAACCGCAGGAAGUCCAACAUGGAGGAGGUGCACGACGAGCUGCAGCAGAGGCUGACGCUCGGGCGCAGCGCGCAGAAGAAGUUCCAGGUCCCGCCGCGGACCGCCGGCUCGCUGUCCGUCAACAUCACGUACGACUCCGCGCCCGAGGAGGUCCGCGCCUGGCUGCAGACCAAGGGCUUCAGCUCAGUCACCAUUAACAGCCUGGGGGUCCUGACGGGCGCCCAGCUCUUCUCCCUCAACAAGGAUGAGCUGAAGACCGUGUGUCCGGACGAUGGGGCACGGGUGUACAGCCAGGUCACUGUGCAGAAGGCCGCCCUGGAGCGGGCCUCUGGCUCAGAGCUGCAGGAGAUCAUGCGCCGGAGGCAGGAGAAGCUCACGGCCGCGGCCAGCGACUCGGGGGUGGAGUCCUUCGACGAGGGCAGCAGCCACUGAGUGUCUCGCUCGCCCGCUAAACCCCGCCCCUCUCCCUGUCGCGUUGUGUUUCCAGGACGCGUCCGAGCAGGCCCGCUUCGCCGAGAUCAUGCGCCGGCGUCAGGAACUGGCCGAGCAGUGACGCCGUCCAACGAACCGCACGCGCCGGCCCCAGCUCAAUGCUCACGGGAAAUAAACGCCUCAGUUCAGAUUUCGUGUAUAUUUCAAGAAUAUGGCUACAAUGGAUAAAAUUAUGAUUGGAAUAAUCGUCAAAAUUUGCAACAAACACACAUUUUGCCCAGGUUCAAAGGCAAAAGCAGCAUGUUAUAGAUGUGUAGGCUUCUUCCAUAGUGAGACAUAAAUGCUUGAAGUUUAUGAAAUGAAUCAGUGGUACUUGUGUUAUUGCAGAUACCAUCAGUUCAAUAUCUUCCCAAACGAAACGGGUUGUGUUUAGUCAGCCUGUCUGUACAGAACAGAGGAAGCACAAAGACACAGUUUUGAAGAGUACUAAAAAGAGAUGGACAAUUGCUGUAAAAUACUAAAAGUAUUGUGAAUAACUGUUUUUUUUUUUUUUUUGCAAAGGUAACAAUACAAUAUUUAUACUUUUUAUUUAAUUGUAAUGCCAAAAGAAUAGAAAGAAUAACACACAAAAAACGGAUGGAGGCAUUUUAUUCUGUUUCUUAAUUUUAUGUCAGGACUAUUUACCUUUAAUUUGGAUUCUUAAUUUGUGUUUGUUAAUGUAGACUUUUUUUUAGAAGACAGCUGUCUGACUAGUAGGUGCCUGUGGCAGUCUCUGUUGGACGCAGAGGUGCAGUGUAGUUAGCGUUGCUGGCAAGCGUUCCCUGCACACAAUUAAUUUUUGAUUACGUUCCAUUUUCCGUUGGCGGUUUGAUUGCGAGCUAAAAUUAGGAAGCGUUUUGCUCACGCUGUCAGCGCCGUUUUUGCAAAACAGUAACCCGGUGAAUGAAGUUGCUUGUUGAUUCGUGCAUGCGCAUUUCAAGCUCAAAGAGCUAUGAAGAUCAGUGAAAAUAAACGUUGACAUUCCGAGCUUUUUCAGUCCACGUUUUAAUGAACAAUGAAGACAUUUUAGUGUGGAAAAACAUGACCUUGUAUACAAACACCAGGAUGUGAAUACUGUCCAGUUUCCUUUACAGAUAUAGCCAAAACAAUUUGUUAUUUUUAGUCUUCCUUGGGACAUUUAAUGCCUCAGACUACCUAUGACACGGAGAUACUGCCGACUUGAACUUUCUCUAACAGAAAGCAAGGAAGCUUGUGAUUCGCUGUCUUUAUACGCAGAUCUUUCCUCCCGUAUCUCAAUGUGCAUUAGAGCGUCAGAGGGAAUCUUUGAUACAGAAGUGCAUGCGUCUUCUCCUCUCAAGGCCUUGGCUUGUGGAGAUAAAUCAUGUUGGAUGUUGUCUCAAGUGCAGAAUAGUAAUGGGUCAAUACUGUUCUCCCUGAGUUCGCAAGCUCAAACCGCGACGUGUUGACUGACGAUUCCUCGUAUUUGGCAAACAGGCAGCAGCUGGUGAAUGUAGUUAAAACAGGGGAAGUCGCGGGGUUCCACACAGGGUAAUCACCACAAGACUUUUCUACCUAAUUGUACGUCUCUUCUUGUAGCCAUUUACUGCGGUGUUACCGAGAUUUAACAUCUUUAAAACAAAAAGAAGGUUCUGGGCGAGACGCAGAGACCGUUCGUUGCGGUUGGACAAUGGUGAAGAGGCCAAAGGGUGUGUGUGUGCACUUGACAGCACUGUAAAAGGUCGAACAAGCUAACUCCAGGGACUGUGUUGAUACAGGUCGGUAAUGCCAUUUAGCAAAGCUAAUCUAAGCACUACUGUAGUUUAGCAACAGCCAAAGAUAGCUGAAGGUUGAGUCCACCUGAGAGAAUGUAAUGUAGGCUACACAACCGUAAGAUGGCAUGGCUGAAUUUCCUAAAUAGUACACAAAUGAAGCACAUAAAAGUGUAUAUUUAUAAAUACAUUUGUGGCUUAUUGCGAGUGCAUUUUCAUAGAGCAAAACAUUUUUGGCUUAUAAAUGUUUGUAGCUUAUGUGUGCAAAAGGUCCGAUUUAAGAAUGAAGCGCUCAUCACUUUUAUAUUUUUCUGACAUGCAUAAAGAAUGUAGCAAAUUAAAUGUCCUUUCAUGGAAUAGAUGGUUUUAUUUUAUGUUUUGAAAAAGAUGUGCAAUUGCUGAUUAAUUGUUCUCUAUGUGGGGGGCAGGGGGAGAUGCAUUUAGUUGAUUCAUAAUUGUACGUGAAUAGUUUUCAUGGUGCCUUUUUCACAUGAAUCUGCUGAAAUUCUGCA